Molecule: messenger RNA, 3048 nt
Organism: Eimeria maxima
Lineage: Eukaryota; Apicomplexa; Conoidasida; Eucoccidiorida; Eimeriidae
Exons: 4
Coding region: 1-3048 (1015 amino acids)
Source: RefSeq, a predicted model, not a curated record
AUGCUGCGGGUUGGAUUUGUGCCGAAUACUUCAUCAUCAACAACAGCAGUUGCACCGGAAGGUACAAACCUACGAUCGGGAGAUGCUGAAGACAAAAGACAAGCAAAAUCAGCAGCUGCAGUAGAAAAGGCGACGGCACAAUCAGCUGCUGCCCAUGCAGCCGCUGCGUCGGCAAGAGGAUCAGCGGCUGCAGCCCAAGCUGCUCUUGCUGCAGGUGUUGUCGACGAGCAAGGGAGUGCUGCUAGUGUAGAAAUAGGAGGAGCAACAGGCAUACCCGAACCAGUUGCAUCAUCGCUUUCCGCAGUCAUUGGUGGGGAGGCAGCAGCUGCUGCUGAAUUGGCUGCAGAAGCUGCAACAUCGGCUGCAUCAGAGGCAGCCAAUGCGGCGGCAGCAGUUGCCGAAGCAGCAGCUAGCAAUGACGAUUACCAAAACUCGUCUCAGCUGGAGGAAAUUAUCGUUAGUCAGGGGCUGCGUGUCGCCCUAGCCCUCGAAGCAGCUGCAGCUGCAGCAGCAGCUGCUGCUGAUGCUGCGAGGCAAGAAGCAGCAGCAGCAACACGCCAGGCUGCGGAGAAGUCAAGUAGUGCCAUCGCUUCUGCUGCCCAGAGAUGUCACGAAGCAGCUGCUUCCGCCUCGGCCUCGGCUGUUGCUGCUUUUUCAGCAGCAGUUUCAUCUGCAGCUGACUCCAUCACUUCAACUGCUGCUGCAGCUCGUGCUGCUAUUGGAGAAGUCACGAAUGCAGCAGCACAGAAGCUGAUGGAAGGAGCCAGAGCUUUCGAAGAUACUAUAGCAACGAAGACAGCUGCGUUGGAAAGCUCUCUGCUCUGGAGGGAGUAUCUUAAGUCUCACGACAGAGAAUUCAGCGGGAGCCCCAGCAGCAGCAGCAGUAGCUCCGUGGGGUACAGGCAUGGUAGCUCCUCACAGUUGAGCAGCAGCAGCGACAGAAGCCAAAUACGGGGUCGGAGCUCUCUUUUGCACUAUUUUUCGUCUGACUACGAGCGAGAGGGUAGUCAAGGUGGGGCGCCAGAAAGCCCACUGAAUAGCGCUGAUACAGCAGAGUCAGAAGCAACUGCAGAAGAAAAGUUAACAGGAGACGCCGCCAUUGCUGCGUUUAUAUCUGGUUGCGAGGAAUCUUUACUUCCUCGUGAGUCUCACUUGGACGUGAGCACAUCUUCUGACGAGGAGAAGGGAGCAUCAGCGACUGCAGCAGCUGUAUCUCUAACCGGCAACGUCCCGCGGAAGAACAGCGUAGAUGCAAUUGUUGCCGCUGCUGCCGCAGAGGCGGCAGCUUACGAGGCCAUGGCGAAGCGGCAGCUGCAUCAGCAGUACGAGAUCAGUGGUUUCUCAAAUCCCCUCGGUUGCCUUGCAGAGUCUCCUGCUGUACAAGGCCCCGCUGCUGCGGCAGAAGGAGCGCCAGCGAUAAGAUCAAGGGCAGCUCCAAAAGAAACAAAACCAAACUCCAUAAUCGCAUUAAUCACACCCACUACAGACUGUUUGGCAACUCCACCACCGGAAGUAGCAGUAGCACCAGAGGCAGCGGCACUACAGUCAACUGUGCCUUGUGAAGACACCGAGGGAAGGCAACCGCAACUGAAAAUACUGCAGACGCAAGCUAGGCACACCGCUACGCUUCCCUAUAACUUGGAGGAACUGCAGGAGCUCGAGGAGAUGCAGGGGCACGAGGGCUUGCAGGAGCAGGAGCACCUGCCGGUUCACCAGAACCAAAGGCUACAUCGGCUGAGAGGCGAGGGCUUAAGGGGGCGUCCCAAGGUAUAUCAGAAUGGGGUAACAAUCUGUGGGAGCAGCGGCAGGAGAGUCAGCAGCAGAGGUGGUGGUGUGAGUAGUAGCAACAGCAGGCAGUCAAUCCCAGCCUCCCACAGACAUUCGACGGUUUGCUCCAUUAGCAGCAGGCUGCCAUUCAGGUUAGAGCGCAGAGCCGGAGGCAGGACUGGUAGAGGCCGCAAGGGGCAAAGCCGGUCUUUGCUCGAGUGUAGACUUGAAGAAUUUAUUGAAAAGUGCAAUGCACGCCAGUCGGAGGAUACUCUCUGCAGCUGCAGCAGUUGCAGCAGCGGCCAGCAAGUGUCGGGCCUGCUCCCGGUCAGUUUGCGGCAGCUCCAGGAGCCCAUGGGUGGCGCCUCUGCAGUAUCCGCCUUGGACAGUGCACCUGCUGUCCAAGAUCAACACAACGUUUCCGGGUCCACUCUAGUUGCAGGCAUGGCAAGCCGAGCUUUGCUCGAUUGCCCGCACUUCUCGAUGCCCACGAUAUCAUUUCAGCAGCAGGAUACAUGCCACCGCAGAGAAUAUGACAGAGAUGAGGAUGAAGUGAAGCGACUUGUUUUGCUAUUCCCUUUCGUCUGUGUCUCCGUAACCGAUCUGGUUAUGCUUUCUCACUGUAUGGAAGACCCCCGGGUGCACACAAGAGUGGCUGGGUUGGAGAUAACCGCUGGUGCAUUGGAAGAUCCUGUGAGUUUUGCGCUCCUUGCAGAAGUGUUGCAACACCUUCAGGAGAGAGGCCUGUUGCAUUCUUUGGUUUUGCUGCGCAUCAUGGGAUAUAGCAACGCUGAUCUGAGGGCUGUACUGUCUUCUGAGAAGCAGCACCGCAUCCACGAGCUGCAACAGUCUGCUGCUCCACAGUCCCGCCUUCUUCGCCAUGAAGCGUUGGCUGCAUUUGCUGCUACCGUUGAUGCUGCGAGGCCAGCGAGAGAGAGACGGCUGCGGCGGCUGGAGCUAUUGGCACCAAAAGCAAUGGGAGAGAAUUAUUCUGAAGUGUCACAGGUGGUUGCAAGUAAACAAGCGGGAGUAAUAGCAGGACGUCCCGUCUUCUCAAAGAUAAGUCGUGUCGCCGCGUACAUCAACCCGUUCAGUGUAUUGGCUCAGGCCCUAGGCUUCCAGUUGUUGAGCAUUAGGGUGACAGAGCUGCUGCUGCACUGCAACAACUGCUGCCAGCGCACUGUAGCUGGUCCACGCGUUGUGGACGGCAAGGAGCAACAGCUGCAGGGUUAUGUACUAGACUCCGCAACUUUUGCAGGGAUGCGCCAGUUCGACGGUUAG